AUGGUCGACUGUAUGGAAGUUCCUCGAGGCAAGGCAGAUCGAGAUCGUGAACAAGACAGCUCUCCAGGCGAAAAUUUGCAAAAUACACAAAAGUUGAAACCCAACGACAAAGCUGGAAGGGGAGAGACUUACAGAAAUCUUGGCAUUGUCCAUCAAAAUUCAAGCGAUUUUCAUGAGGCCAUUGAGUACCAUGAGUGCCAUCUGCAAACUACAAAAGAAGGGGGGGAUAAAGCUGGACAAGAACGGGCUUAUGGAAAUCUUGGCAAUGACUUUAAAGGCUUAGACGAUUUUCAUAAGGCAAUCGAGUGCUAUGAAUGUCAUCCACAAACUGCAAGAGAAUUGGGAGGCAAAGCUAGAGAAGGACGGGCUUAUGGAAAACUUGGCAUUUCCUAUGAGAGUUUACGCGAUUAUCAUAAGGCAGUCGAGAACCAUGAGCGUCAUCUACAAAUUGCAAAAGAAGUGGGAGACAAAGCUGGAGAAGGACGGGCUUAUGGAAAUCUUGGCAAUGCCUAUCAGAUGUUAGGCGAUUUUCAUAAGGCUAUCAGUUACCACGAGCGUCAUCUACAAAUUGCAAAAGAAGUGGGAGACAAAGCUGGAGAAGGACGGGCUUAUGGAAAUCUUGGCAAUGCCUAUCAUAGCUUAGGCGAUUUUCAUAAGGCUAUCAGUUACCACGAGCGUCAUCUACAAAUUGCAAAAGAAGUGGGAGACAAAGCUGGAGAAGGACGGGCUUAUGGAAAUCUUGGCAAUGCCUAUCAUAGCUUAGGCGAUUUUCAUAAGGCUAUCAGUUACCACGAGCGUCAUCUACAAAUUGCAAAAGAAGUGGGAGACAAAGCUGGAGAAGGACGGGCUUAUGGAAAUCUUGGCAAUGCCUAUCAUAGCUUAGGCGAUUUUCAUAAGGCUAUCAGUUACCACGAGCGUCAUCUACAAAUUGCAAAAGAAGUGGGAGACAAAGCUGGAGAAGGAGGGGCUUAUGGAAAUCUUGGCAAUGCCUAUCAGAGCUUAGGCGAUUUUCAUAAGGCUAUCAGUUACCACGAGCGUCAUCUACAAAUUGCAAAAGAAGUGGGAGACAAAGCUGGAGAAGGACGGGCUUAUGGAAAUCUUGGCAAUGCCUAUCAGAUGUUAGGCGAUUUUCAUAAGGCUAUCAGUUACCACGAGCGUCAUCUACAAAUUGCAAAAGAAGUGGGAGACAAAGCUGGAGAAGGACGGGCUUAUGGAAAUCUUGGCAAUGCCUAUCAGAUGCUAGGCGAUUUUCAUAAGGCUAUCAGUUACCACGAGCGUCAUCUACAAAUUGCAAAAGAAGUGGGAGACAAGCGAUUUUCAUAA
Molecule: messenger RNA, 1323 nt
Organism: Pocillopora verrucosa
Lineage: Eukaryota; Metazoa; Cnidaria; Anthozoa; Scleractinia; Pocilloporidae
Source: RefSeq, a predicted model, not a curated record